AUGAGCCCGCUCUACACCGUGCUUCUGUGCGUUCUCGUCCUGCGGACAUGUCGUUUCUGCGUAGCGGACGACAACGACAGCUCGCUGGCGUCGCUGAUGGUGAAUAAAGACACUACCGGCCUGUACUAUGUGAAUGCGUCCGUGGGCACUCCAGCACAGAUACAGAUGCUUCGGGUGGACGUUGCCCAGCCGUAUACGUGGCUUCUUUCUCAGGAGCUCAAAGAAGCUCGUUCGGGACAAGAAGACAUGGACACUGAGGAUUCUACGUUCUACAACGCAGACAACAGCUCCACCGCCCACCGUUUGUUUGACCAACAUGUUCACAGCUACCAACAAGUCGACCGUAUCUCUUACAAUGCAUCUGUCUGCAUGGAUACCAUGGAGCUGCUUUCUUUGGCAAACAUGCCAGACUCCAGCCCCGAAAUUUCCGCCAACAGGUCGGUCGGUUGGCGCAGGAAUUCCAGCUCACUCUGGUUCCGAGACUACGCAUUUUUCGAUGCAACACAGGUAAGUUUUGAUCUUUUGCAGGGUGCCCUGGGACUUGGUGGGAAAAUCAAUCUUCCUGGCAGCACCGUCGACUCUACCCAAUACAACGAAUCGUUUUACUUCCUUGACCAAAUGCUCAAUAAUAAUUUGGUCAGCGCCGCGUCGUAUUCCCUCUGGCUCGGGGCUGAUACGCUCGAUCCCCUUGGGCCCGCCGAUGGGCUCGACAACUGCGGGAAAAUCAUCUUGGGCGGUGUGGAUCGUUCUCUGUACACUGGCGAUUUUGUAAAGUUCGACACCGUGCCGUUUAUCGAGGGACCUUCAGCAGCGUCUUCGCGCGGAUAUCCUAUCAUUCCGCUUAAUAAAGUCAGCGUACGCUCUGGCUCUGGUCAAGUGCUGAAUUUGACCUCAGAUCAUUUUCUCGAGCCCGUGCUUCUUGACUCCCGCUACCGCUACAACUACCUUCCUCUCAGUCUCAUCGUUCAGAUAGCUAUGCAAUCCAAUGCCUACUAUGUGGAGUCUCUGGAUAGAUGGUUGCUAGCUUGCGAUGUAGCGUCAAAAGAUGCCGCCAUUCUUUUCCAAUUUGGUAAUCUGAUCAUCAAUGUUCCCUUACGAGACUUGAUGGGCCCAACAUAUGACUUGGCUACUAAUGGGUCUUUGCACUUCUCAAAUUCUCAGCCUGCAUGCGAGCUACGGGUUCUGCCCAAGGCCAACAUAGGUAUGAGUAUACUGGGUGGCCCUUUUCUCAAGAACGUCUACAUGGCUGCUGAGCUGGACAGCCACCAAAUAGCGUUGGCUCAAGCCUCUACGCUGCCGAGAACGACCAUUUCAACCACGACAGAAAGGAUCUCGACGUCAUCGCAUGCGCACGCGGCGUCUGGCACUCAAAGCGCAAACAACGGCGAUGAGUCUCCAUUACAACACAAGGUUCCUCUAACGCAAGACAAUCCAUCAGCCAUCAAAUCAGGCAUCAUUCCCUUUGCUACUACCAAUAACUACUCUUCCUAUGACACGCUGAUUUUGCAAUCGUCUAGUGCGCAGCAUGCAACCGUUAACGGUCUAAUAAACCAAUUUACCGCUACCAUUUCAUCAGACGGUGUUGUCUUCACCGGCAGAUCUUUCUACAACACCAGUUAUACCACAGGCCCCAGCCUUUCCACCAGCAGUGGGCUAAAACACCGUAAUAAUGCUGCCAAAAACAAUUUUCUGAACGUUAAAAAUUCGACUCCAAUAAAGACAUAUACCACAUUGAUUCCCUUGCUGAUAAUAGCGAUUUUCGCGCUGCUGGCAUAG
Lachancea sp. 'fantastica' is the source of this 1776-nucleotide messenger RNA. NCBI's taxonomy places the organism in Eukaryota, Fungi, Ascomycota, Saccharomycetes, Saccharomycetales, Saccharomycetaceae. The record is from the annotation of a GenBank genome assembly.